UCUACAUUACCCACUAAUCAAUCUACCAACAUUUUGUAAUAAGAAAUAACCUCAAAAUCAUUAACUUUAAAUAAAAACAAGUAUGAACAAGUUUGAUAAAAAAUCAUAAUGAAUGACACCGAUUUUACACGUAUCAGAGAGAUUUUAAGUAACUUAGAUGAUGAACAAAUAUUUGGAUUAGCACGAACAGUAACACAGGGUUUACUAAAAGGGACUGUUCAUACCAGAGAAGAUGCAUUAGAUGUAAUAUUUAAAUAUUCGACAAAUGAAGUUUCUAUACUUAGAAGACGAGCCAUAACCAGAGACGUCUUAUUUAAUUAUUUACAUGCCAAUAAUGUCACAGUUUCCAUUCCGACAACAAAAGAUAAACUAAUCGACCAAAUUUGCAUGUUAUGGAACAUUCAGAACCAAGAAAUUCAGGCACAAUCAAAUGCCAUUGUUUUAAAUGAUAAAUCAAAUGAUGAAUGUAAUGUAAAAACAAUGGCGAAAGAGUUUACACAGUGGUUUUAUGAAAUGAUGAAUUUAAAUGAACCCUUAGAAACAUCCCACUUUUUUCCCGAUGCAGUUUUAAGUUUAACAAUGAAAAGUGAGGACGAAAACAUUGCGUUUCAACAAAGUGUUAGUUUGCCUAAUGAAAUUGUUCAGCUUUUAUUCAAAGCCAAAAUUGAGCACCAAUUACUUUUUAAUCCAAAUAUAUCUUCAGAAGGACUUCAUGGAGAAAUAGAUCCACAUGGAUUAGUUGUUAUUUUGGCUUGUGGCACAAUACAUUCAGGGGAAUUAUGUGCAGGUGUCUUUGAGCAAAUGUUUACCUUGGCUAGGGAUCCAAUUUGCGAAAAUAAUUGGAAAAUUAAAUUGACUAAUAUCAAUUUGAAAAGGAUGCAUGUUUUGGAGGAACCUAAGUUAAGCAAAAGAACUACAUCUGCUCUUGUUACCUAUUAAAUACGAGGAUUUGAAGAAAAUAAUUAUAAUUUAAUUAUUUAUUCACUUUGUUUAAGAUAAGAUGAAAGAUUUAUUUUUAAA
This is a messenger RNA of Onthophagus taurus, 1020 nucleotides long. RefSeq lists its product as uncharacterized. The record is from RefSeq and is a predicted model, not a curated record. NCBI's taxonomy places the organism in Eukaryota, Metazoa, Arthropoda, Insecta, Coleoptera, Scarabaeidae.